Opisthorchis viverrini is the source of this 2821-nucleotide messenger RNA. RefSeq lists its product as hypothetical. The transcript has 19 exons. The record is from RefSeq and is a predicted model, not a curated record. Gene Ontology annotation, molecular function: antiporter activity; xenobiotic transmembrane transporter activity. NCBI's taxonomy places the organism in Eukaryota, Metazoa, Platyhelminthes, Trematoda, Opisthorchiida, Opisthorchiidae. Gene Ontology annotation, cellular component: membrane. Bases 549 to 2477 code for a protein of 642 amino acids. Gene Ontology annotation, biological process: xenobiotic detoxification by transmembrane export across the plasma membrane.
GUCCAUGUGUGUCUGUUCGAUUCGUCCGAUUUGAGGGUAGAGUGAUAUCCUAAAGAGAUGUGUUAAUCUAAUCCCCACAAGAAUCACAAGGACUUCGGAAAACCUGCUGGAAAAUGAGUUUCAACUCAGUUGAAUUGGUUGAUUUCUGGAUCAAGCAAAUGUAUCGUGCAGUGCCUUUCAAUGAACUUGCUUCACAAAACGUGCCAUGCUGUGCACAAUUCCAUUGACAUGAAGGACAAUCACACGUAUACCGGAGAACGUGAUGAUAAUGCCGUCACUCAGAGGAACCACGUGAAACAUGAUAAAACGCGCUUUGCGGACCAUCACACCACACUCUCUAUCAAGUCAUCGAUUGCGGAAAAUCGAUGUGUUGAAUACCCUGAUGAUAUAUAAACAGGCACCGGGAUGCUGACAGCCGACCGGAGUAAGCGAGGCCCCGACUCACACACGCGAAAAGAAAACGUAGCAUGGAUAUUGUGGUUCGGAUACAAUUCAUUUAGGUGGAUGAAAAUUAUGGAUGUAAUCCCGUGAUUACUUUCUGGUCAGGAAUGGGCAGAUCGAUGUGGCACAGUGCGAAAGUCGAGCUUCACCAUCUUAUCAAACUCGCGCUGCCUACCAUGCUCACCCAGCUUCUGCGCUUCAUCAAUCCUUCAGUCAGCAUAAUGGUUUGUGGGCAUAUGAGUCGCGAAGAGCUGGAUGCUUCGUCAUUGGCUAACACGCUAAUCAACGUCCUUGGAUUGUGUAUUGAUACGGGAUUUUCCAGUGCCUUUGAUACCCUCUUUUCUCAGCUGUGCAGUGGAAGUCCAAACUUUUUCGUUCCAAUCGGAAACACAGCACACAACACUGAUUUAGUUCUCCAGCGUACGGUAGUCAAAACCGUCGUAUGCUCGGCGUAUUCUUGCAGAGAGGUGGGCGUUUCACUUAAUAAUAUCAGUUUUCCAGCCAUCUGCGUCAUCCUGGUGAUCUAUUCAAUCUUGGCCUGCAUUCACUUGAACGUUGAACCUAUCCUCCUUUUACUACGACAAGAUCCCCUGAUUUCUUCGCUCACCUCUGAGUAUUUGCGAUAUUUUCUACCCGGUCUUGCGUGUGACUUCCUAUUUUUGGCUUUAACUCGGUAUUUGCAAGCACAGAACAUCGUACUUCCAAUGGUCUAUGCGUCCUUGAUCGGUACCAUAUUUAAUUUAUGGGCGCAACAUACAUUUGUCUUGAAGAUGAAUUUAGGAAUCCGGGCAUCUGCCCUUUGGCUUUCAGUCUCAUUCGGAAUAAUGCUACUCUGUGAAAUUGCAUAUAUUUUGAUCUCCGGGACAUAUAAAGAAACUUGGAGCGGUUUUAAUCUUCGGGCUGCAACAAGAAACUGGGGUGUCAUCUUUCAGAUGGGCAUUCCCGGUCUGUUCAUGGUAUCACUGGAGGAGUGGUGUUUUGAAAUAAUGACUUUUAUUUCCGGUGCAAUAAGCGAAGUAACUUUGGGAGCACAGGCGAUCGCAUUCCAGGUUCAGAGCCUACUCUACAUGAUCCCUCUUGGGCUGUUUACUGCGGUUAACGUACGUGUGGGACAGAAGCUGGGUGCGUAUGAUCCGGACGGAGCCCGCUUUACCUUCAGAACAGCACAGAGAUUUGUCUGUAUAGUUGCUCUUGCUACCGGCAUCCCAGUUGUGCUUCUACGAAACAAAUUGCCGUUGAUUUUUACGGAAGACCAAGCUAUAUGUGAUCUUGCAAGCAAACUGCUGGCAAUGUUGUUAUUGUUCCAAAUAUGCGAAGGUUUCGCAGGUGUUUCAGAGGCUGUUUUACUAGCAUGUGGUCGACAAAGCCUUGGGGCCGUGAUAAUUUUUGUGGGAUACUACUGCAUCGGAAUGCCGCUGGCUUUUCUGUUUGCCUUCGCUGCAAAUCGCGGAAUCAUAGGCGCAUGGACUGGCCUACUGACGGGUUUUGCAAUAACAACUAUUGCUUACAGUGUGUUUGCACAUAAAACAAACUGGAUAGCUGAGGCACGCAAGGCACGACGAAAUACCUGUGACCAGCAAGACACUCAUGAAUUGGCCAUACACGAAGAACUGGUGAGCAGUUCAGUGUCCAUGGAUUCUUCUAGUUUCGAACCGUUGAUUGAGCACCAGCUGCCUAAUGGGGAUUGUGGAGGACCCGUGGAUGUGGAAUCGGAUGAAUUACGUACAAAUCCUUUUGAGUUCGCUACUUUCAUAGACCCAGAAAAGGCCAGUCCUGCAAUUUCCCUGAAGAAAAUAUCAGUAGCAUGUGUGGUUGUUAGCGUUUGGAUCGCAGCUUUAUGUAUAUUUUGGAAUCGGCCGGAGCCUCUUUGGUACACCACCUGCCUCAAAAAUUCCGUCAAUCGAACGAUUGGCGAGUAUACCUUUUGCGACCGAAUGUUGUCCGAAUCAAGGUUCCGUGUGUUUAGUAACCCAUUAGCGGGACCUUCAGGUGUCCCCGAAGCGACCGUUGAACAGAACAGAACUUCCACAGUGUAAGUCAAUCUCCCAGUGGACGAUGGAAUUCCAUCAAUAAUUCCGGUAGAUCACGGCUUUUCGCCUGCACUCCGGAAUUCCUACGCAACUUAUCGUAUAUUUCAUCGCAACUUUAUACCAGAUCGGACUUUUUUUAAACAGUCUGGUUGUUUGACCAUCCCGGGUGAGUCCCGUCCCCAACCAACAAAGCCAAGUAGCACGCCUGAUUUUUAACCAAAACGGUUCAGAAUACCACCGAUUUUCAACUGCACCAGCUAUCAAGAAAAAUACUUUUCUGAUGAGAUUGUAGAAACGAAAACUUAUUUGAAAUAUACGGUUUUUGACUUGUAUUGUUUACUGUUUUGGUG